AAGCUCACUUAACCUGAGGCAUGGAGACUGUAAUUUGGGAGACGAAGCCUCGAGCCUAAGGCGAGUUCUCGGGUCCAUCGCCGGGGGCCCAUGUCGGAGGAGUGCGCGCGGAUCGCAGCCCUGGCGGCCGGGAGGACGCGGAAAGGCGCCGGGGAAGAGGGACUGGUGAGCCCCGAGGGAGCGGGGGACGAGGACUCGUGCUCGUCCUCGGCGCCGCUGUCCCCGUCGUCCUCGCCCCGGUCCAUGGCCUCGGGCUCCGCGUGCCCCCCAGGCAAGUGUGUGUGCAACAGCUGCGGCCGCGAGAUCGUGGACAAGUACCUUCUCAAGGUGAAUGACCUGUGCUGGCAUGUUCGGUGUCUCUCCUGCAGUGUCUGCAGGACCUCCUUAGGAAGGCAUACCAGCUGUUAUAUUAAAGACAAAGACAUUUUCUGCAAACUUGAUUAUUUCAGAAGGUAUGGAACUCGCUGCUCUCGUUGUGGGAGGCACAUCCAUUCUACUGACUGGGUCCGCAGGGCCAAGGGGAAUGUCUAUCACUUGGCGUGCUUUGCCUGCUUUUCUUGCAAAAGGCAGCUUUCCACGGGAGAGGAGUUUGCUUUGGUGGAAGAGAAAGUCCUCUGCAGAGUGCAUUAUGACUGUAUGCUGGAUAAUUUAAAAAGAGAAGUGGAAAAUGGUAAUGGGAUUAGUGUUGAAGGUGCCCUCCUCACAGAGCAAGAUGUUAAUCAUCCAAAACCAGCAAAAAGAGCUCGGACCAGCUUUACAGCAGAUCAGCUCCAGGUUAUGCAAGCACAGUUUGCUCAGGACAACAACCCAGAUGCACAGACCCUCCAGAAACUGGCAGAAAGGACAGGCUUGAGCAGACGUGUGAUACAGGUGUGGUUUCAGAAUUGUAGAGCACGCCAUAAGAAGCACGUCAGUCCUAAUCACUCCUCUUCUGCCCCAGUCACAGCAGUCCCACCCUCCAGGCUGUCUCCACCUAUGCUAGAAGAAAUGGCUUAUUCUGCCUACGUGCCCCAAGACGGGACGAUGCUAACUGCGCUGCAUAGUUACAUGGAUGCUCAUUCACCAACAACUCUUGGACUCCAGCCCUUGUUACCCCAUUCAAUGACACAACUGCCAAUAAGUCAUACCUAAUUCCUUUUUUCAGGGAUAGAAAUGAUUAAGGAUAUAAUCUUGUCACUUAUGUAUAAAAUACCAUUGAAAAGAUAUUAAUGUUAAUUUUUUAUUUAACACUCAAAGCAUUUUCAACAUCACUUUGCUGCCCAGGUAUGUAUCUAUAGUUGGCCUGCAAGACACUUUUAUUGAUUAUUCAUUUUUUUUUGUAAAAUUUAUGUUUACAAGAAGAAAACAAAUCGAAACUUUUUUUUUUUGUAUUGUCUGGAAAUAGUUCACUCUAGUGUGUAUCUGUUAAUUUAUUUGUCAUCAAAAGAGCACUUUGCCUAAAAGAAAGGACUGACAAGUGUGCAAAAUGUUUACAAUCCUUUGUGAAAUUGUAGUUUAUCAUUAGUUUGUAUCUGUAAGUUAUUGUUCUAAAUAUUACCUGUAUUUUUUGUUAUAUACAACUUUAUACUUUGAAGCCUGUAUCUGUGAAUUUGCAACUGAAAUUUAUUUUGCCAAUGUUUUCUGAAUGAAUUGAAUAAAGCUUCUGUUGUAGCAUGCCAUGCAAACACAUUAUUGUGUUUGUGGUUGAUGAAUUAUGGCUGUAAAUAACACUAUAGUUUAAUAAGCCCACCACUCUAAGUUUAUUAAACAUUUUCCAUUCUUGUGAAAGUUUCAA
Molecule: messenger RNA, 1774 nt
Organism: Canis lupus familiaris (dog)
Lineage: Eukaryota; Metazoa; Chordata; Mammalia; Carnivora; Canidae
Gene: LHX8
Product: LIM homeobox 8
Exons: 9
Coding region: 91-1131 (346 amino acids)
Biological process (GO): regulation of transcription by RNA polymerase II; neuron differentiation; forebrain neuron development
Cellular component (GO): nucleus
Molecular function (GO): DNA-binding transcription factor activity, RNA polymerase II-specific; RNA polymerase II transcription regulatory region sequence-specific DNA binding
Source: RefSeq, a predicted model, not a curated record